This is a messenger RNA of Chroicocephalus ridibundus (black-headed gull), 8825 nucleotides long. It is a transcript of the gene SSH2, whose product is annotated as slingshot protein phosphatase 2. Gene Ontology annotation, molecular function: protein tyrosine/serine/threonine phosphatase activity; actin binding. Gene Ontology annotation, biological process: negative regulation of actin filament polymerization; protein dephosphorylation; actin cytoskeleton organization. Gene Ontology annotation, cellular component: cytoplasm. Lineage: Eukaryota; Metazoa; Chordata; Aves; Charadriiformes; Laridae. The record is from RefSeq and is a predicted model, not a curated record.
UGCCGCGCUGACAGCUGGCGCAUGCGCCCUGCGCCUUAUUGUGCCCGGCCGGCCCAGCCCCAGCGCGCCUCAGUCGGCGAGAGGCCGUUGGCGCGCGUGGAGCUGCUGCCCCCUGCGGCCGGCGCCGCGCCACCUCCGCUUCCCCCCCGCCCUCCCGGCCCGCCAUGGAGUAAAGGCCCCCUCACCGGCCCGCCACGGGGGUCGGGGGGGGAAAACCCCGCUGCUGCUGCUGCUUCCACCGCCGCCUCCUCGAUGGCUUUGGUCACGGUACAACGUUCGCCUACCCCCAGCGCCACCUCCAGCCCUUGCGCCUCGGAGGCAGACAGUGGGGAAGAAGAAUGCCGGUCCCAGCCCAGAAGCAUCAGCGAAAGCUUCCUCACUGUGAAAGGUGCCGCUCUCUUCCUGCCGCGAGGAAAUGGGUCGUCUACUCCCAGGAUCAGUCACAGGCGCAACAAGCAUGCAGGGGAUCUCCAGCAGCACCUGCAGGCCAUGUUCAUACUGCUCCGCCCAGAAGACAACAUCAGGCUGGCUGUAAGACUGGAAAGUACCUACCAGAACCGCACUAGAUACAUGGUGGUAGUGUCCACCAACGGCAGACAAGACACCGAAGAGAGCAUUGUCCUAGGAAUGGAUUUCUCCUCCAAUGACAGUAGCACUUGUACGAUGGGCUUGGUGCUGCCUCUGUGGAGUGACACCUUGAUCCACCUGGAUGGGGACGGAGGGUUCAGCGUAUCGACAGAUAACAGGGUUCAUAUAUUCAAGCCAGUGUCCGUACAGGCGAUGUGGUCUGCUUUACAGAGUUUACAUAAGGCUUGUGAGGUGGCACGGAGCAACAAUUACUACCCAGGGAGCCUCUUCCUCACGUGGGUCAGUUACUAUGAGAGCCAUAUCAACUCCGACCAGUCGUCAGUCAAUGAGUGGAAUGCCAUGCAAGAUGUCCAGUCCCACCGGCCCGACUCGCCCGCCCUCUUCACAGAUGUCCCAACUGAGCGAGAACGUACGGAACGGCUAAUUAAGACCAAGUUAAGGGAGAUCAUGAUGCAGAAAGAUUUGGAGAACAUCACGUCAAAAGAGAUACGCACAGAGCUGGAGAUGCAGAUGGUGUGUAACCUGCGGGAGUUCAAAGAGUUCAUUGACAAUGAAAUGAUAGUGAUCCUUGGGCAGAUGGACAGCCCCACGCAGAUAUUUGAUCAUGUCUUUUUGGGCUCCGAAUGGAACGCCUCCAAUUUGGAAGACUUGCAGAACAGAGGGGUGCGGUAUAUUUUGAAUGUGACUCGAGAAAUAGAUAACUUCUUCCCUGGGCUCUUCGAAUACCAUAACAUUCGGGUAUAUGACGAAGAAGCAACAGAUCUUCUGGCUUAUUGGAAUGACACCUACAAAUUCAUCUCCAAGGCAAAGAAAAAUGGUUCUAAGUGCCUGGUGCACUGCAAGAUGGGAGUGAGCCGCUCGGCAUCCACGGUGAUCGCCUACGCCAUGAAGGAGUACGGCUGGAAUCUGGACAGGGCUUACGACUACGUGAAGGAACGGCGCACCGUCACCAAGCCCAACCCCAGCUUUAUGCGGCAGCUGGAGGAAUACCAAGGGAUCCUGCUAGCCAGCAAACAGCGGCAUAAUAAACUGUGGCGCUCACACUCGGACAGUGACCUCUCAGACCAUCACGAGCCCAUCUGCAAGUCUGGGCUGGAGCUGAACAAGAAGGAAAUCACCACCUCGGCCGACCAGAUCUCAGAGGCGAAGGCCAACGACAACCAGCAGCCGAUGUCUCCCAUCUACUCAGCUGAGCUAGACAGGGAGCAGCAGCUCCCAGAGGAUGCAAACAUGAUCGAGGAGCUGUGUGUGAAGGAGAGAAGGAUCCACCUAGAGUUUACGUGUCGAGACUUCCACGCUGAGCAGAUGGAGGACAAGCUGAACCUGAACAAUAUCAAUGGCUGUACGGCAGGAUGUUGCGUAGACUCUGUCCCCCCUGAUAACUGCCAUGCUUCUGAGGCCUUAAUGCAACUCCAGCAUCCCUUGGAAAUAACAGAGUUUCCUGAUUUGACAGUAGACGACCUAGAAAAAGAUGCCCUUAAGCCCGAUAUGAACGUGCACUUGGUUCCCAUGGAAGAAUUCACUUCGUGCUUAAAAGACUUUCCCCAAUCCCCAAACCAAAAUUCCCCGAGUCUCCAACAGAAUCCCCAGCCCGAAGUGACAGACCUCAGUACAGACAGGAUUGAUUUCUUCAGCGCCUUGGAGAAAUUUGUGGAGCUUUCCCAGGAGAGCCGGUCGCGCACCUGCUCCCAUUCCAGGACGGAGGAGCAAGGGAGUGGAAGGAACGGUGUCUCCAGGGUGCCCGUGCUGGAAGUGCCACCUGCUGCGGACGGGGGUGCAGAUGCUCGAAGGAACAGUUCUGGAAACUCUCCUCAGGCAUCGGAUGACUCUUCCACAGAUGAAGAACAACAAAAGGAGGUCCCUGAGCUGCCUAGCGCGGGCCAUCUCACGAGAUCCCACUCGGAAAAUGCCAUUUCUGUGAAGGAAAUUAUCACGGAGAUAGAGUCAAUCAACCAGGCAGCGGGACCUGCCCAGCAGAAAGAGGGUUCAGCCAACCUCACCCAGACACCAAAGAGGAACACGGUGCACGACCUGCCAGUGGAGGCAAUUUGGGCAUCGGAAAGGGUGGAACAGAGCGAAGGAGCCUGUGCUGGACACCAGGAAAAGGAGAAGGAACCUCUGCAGGCUGAGCAAGAAGCUGCCCCUUCCCUGCAGCCACCUUCUGGUAAAUCAGACCUGGAGGAAAGCAGCCCUGGUGGGGAGCAGCAAGAGCCUCGCGGCUCCGUCAACCCUGAACCCAAGUGGUGCCCAGGCUCUGUCCGGCGAGCCACCCUGGAGUUUGAGGAGCGCUUGAGACAAGAGCAGGAGCACCAGCACACGGCUCCGGUCUGCAUCUUACCGACCCGCAAGAACUCCAGGAAUGACUCUCCCGCUGCCGAGCUCCUGCCGCGGGGGAAGAGCGAGGAGCCACCCCCGGAGCUGGCUCCGGAGGGUGACAAGGCACAGGGUCCAGGCGCUGAGGAGCUGCUGCUGCCUCCCGGGGCACAGCUGGCUGCAGGCAGACACGGGCCCACACCCCUGGCUUCCUCGCUGCCGGAGUCCCUGCCUGCAGAGCCCGGCAUGGGGCAGGAGGGAACGGCACAGGAACGCAGGACAGUGGUCUCUUUUGAUGGGUCGGAGGAGCCAUCCCUGCCCUCCCUCCUCCCAAAGAGAAUUGAAAUCAUCGAAUACACUCCCACGGUCAAGUCUGCAGAGCGCCCCGACGCAAGCUGUGAGCAGGGCGGGCUGGCCACUGCCGUCCCGCCUUUAGAUGAAAACUUGAACCCUUCUUUGUGCUUGGAGAAGGCACCGGCCUGUCCCAGAGCUCUGACGCUGGUGAAUCUCUCGCUGCCGGAGCACGCGGUACACAAGCAGGCCACCUUCACUGUGGGCAGCCCCAGCGAGGAGGGUGGUGGGUUAUCUGUUCACCUCGGUGCUGCUUCCCCCUCUGCACAGGUGGCUUCUACACCUUUGGCCAGCCUCGAUCGCUCUCCUCACCCCUACGUAAUUCACCUGGAAGGUGUCACUGAGCAGAGCACAGGGACAGACGAUGAGCCGGUCACGCCGUGUGGCGUUGAGGGAGAUGCGACUCUCCCAUUCAGGGACAGACCCAAGCCUCUCUGCAGGGGGGGUGCCGGCACCUCGAGGCAGCUGAGCGGCGAGGACUUCACCAGCCAACGCGCCGAAAACAUGGACCUUCUGGACAUCUCUUUCCUGUGUUACAGGCUUCCCCACAGCUCCAGCAGCCACAGCGUGGAGGAGCGCAGCAACAGCCCGGGGCUGGUCAAGCAGCGAGCGAAGGAAAUAGAGGCUCGGAUCCGGCACGCGGGGCUCACCACACCCUCCCACAUGAAACGCUCGGCAUCCUUGGCCAAACUGGACUGCCUGGACCUCUCCAAGGAUGACCUAUCUGAGAGGGAGUCGGCCUCUUCCGAUGCCAACCCGGUGCUUCUCACCUGCGUUGCCCUCAGUCAGGGCUUUCGUGGAGGGAGGUUGGAGAGGGGCUCGGAAAGUGCGUGUGGAAAGCAUUGCCUUUCCUCCCCAGAGCCCGCUAGGCAUUUUGUGGAACAGCUCAGAACAGCCGAGUGCAUUGCCCAGAGCAAGCCGGUGGAGAGGCCGCUAGCUCAGUACGCCAAAGAGUGCGGCACCAGCCAGCAGAGUUUGUUUUCCAGCGUGGAUCCAACGUGGACUAGCUCCGAGGAGGGUCCUCCGCUACUCCAGGUGCAGGUCCUGGACUCCUCGUCUGCGGCUCAAGGUCUGGCUGUCGCACCCCGGCAGCAGCACGGGAGAACUCACCCUCUGAGGAGGCUCAAAAAGACCAAUGAUAAAAAGCGGACAACCAAUCCCCUCUACAAUACUAUGUGAUCCUGAGCCCCGGGCUGUGAUUUCUUACCGAGAACCCGUGGUAUUGCGUUCACGCAAGGGGCAGGUGUAAUAUAAGGAACAUGCACUUUAUUGGUUAAUUUUAUAUAUAUUGUCAUUUUACUGUUCCUGGCGCAUGUAGGUGUGGGUUGGUUCUUCUGUGUGUGACUUUGACUGCAGGACUGUUUGGGUUUUUUUUACGUUUUUUAACUCAGAUAACCUCAAAUGUUCUUUUUUGUUGUUGUUGUUAGUUUGUUUUAAAAGAACACCUUUAUCACGCAAAAAUGGAUGUUGGCUUGCUUCGGCAAGGUGGAGGUUUGCUUAGAACCAGAUCCUAGUUCCUAACUUGAACUUUCCCCACACCUUGAAAUGGUGCUGGGCAGUCGUUGGGGUGAGAGUCCCCGUAAAUGUGAAGGCUGUGCCAAGGUCCCUUUGUUUGGCCUUUCUUUUACUUCUGCAAACUGGAACUCCACGAUGCUGGCAGAUCACGCGCAAAGCUGCUUCAGGACAAACCCCCUGGGCUCGGUUCGGCUGGUGCAUCCCCAAAAGGAGCACACAGGGGUAAAUCCUCCCAACGGAUGGGCUCAGAAAACCCCGGCCAUCCUGGCACGGAGAUCAGCGCUCACCUCCUGCUCUGUGGGUCAUGCAGAGCCCCCCGUUUUGUGGUGAGGUGGAGCAGAGCUCCUCCACCAGCUGCCAAGCUCACCUCUCCUCGGCUGCCCCAGUGGGUGAGAGGAGGGGAGCCCCCCAAAACCAGAGUGUUCUUUUAAAACAAACGCUUCGUUAGGGUUUUAACCCUCCCAUUACUUGAAUACUGCUGUGGGCCUUCCAAGUUCAUGGCCAUAUCAUCUGUCCUCUGCCCUCCUGCUGCCUCCCCUCCGCCCGAGAGCUGUGGGUAUCUCGUGCUGCCUCAGUUUCCCUCUCCCCGCUGCCACGCUCGCAGGCGCUUCUGGUCUCUCCCAAACCUGGAGGCUGUUCUCGUUGUUACACGACGUAUUGCCCCUACUGAAUGCAAAGCUUUGUCCUUUCUGCUGUCACUCCUACCACUCGACCUGGAGGGAAGAUCUUUUCUGGAAGUUUUUUUCCUUUUUUGCCUAAAUUGUAUAUAUGGUAUUUAUAGAGAUUUUUUUUUUUUUUUUGGUCAUUUCUAUGUUGGGGGUUAUUUUCGUUGUUUUUGUUUUUUUGUUUUUUUGUUUUUUUUUAAAAAGGGCAAGACUGCAUUCUGUAAACUGGAAAACAAACCCACUUUACUCAAACUCAAUGCUGUUCAUUGUCAUCUGCACAGAAAUGGGAGUGGAUUUGACAUGGUAAGCUGUCUUCCCUUUCCAAAAGUGAGCCUCGAUGCCAGCCUUUGCCAAACGUGUCCCUUUUCCUCCAGUCCUGCGUGAACUCCCGUUACCCCACUGCGGGAGGACGACUGCAUAUCUACCCGUCUCCCUCCGGCUUGAAGCUGGGCUUCAGAAGUGCCAGUCAGACGUGGAAAGCCAUUGGCCGCUCUGAGCCAUUCUGCAGGUUCUUGCUUCCCAGGAGAACCUGCUUUUGAAGGAUCUGCUCCAAAUUUCAGCAAAUUAUUGUACGGUUGCCGAGCAGUUUGGCUAAAUCAAAGCUCCUCAUUUCCAGCCCUGCGUAUCUGCAAAUUGUAUGUGUGCUGUAGGAGCAGAGAGAAAGGCUUUUGGCGGUGGCAGGAGAGCUCUGGGUCCUGUCUGCAGUCCCGUGGCAGGUCUGUGGCAGAAGAGCGUGUCUGAGCUGGUGCUUGGCUCUGGCCCAGACCUGCCCUCUGGGGAGGAGCGAAGCAGAGAGAAGAUGCAGAAUGGCUCCAGCUGCUGAAAGCCCAGCAUGGAGAGGAUGCGGUGUGGGAGGAGCGGCAAAGGCCGUGCCUAGAAAGCAGCCCUGAGGCUGCAGAGCCUUGCGCGUUCUCAUGGUCCAAGCUUGUCUUGAGCUGGAGAGGAGCACCAGAGCGCUGUGGAGUAUUGGGAAGCAGCGUGUGUCUGCCCUGGGGACAGGGUGUCCGUAAGCCCCCAGCUUGCCCACAGCCAUCAGCAGAGGAUAGCUAGCCUAGCGUUUUGCAAGGUAAUUCCACUUCAUUGCCCUCCUGUAGGAUCCUCCUGCACUGUCUUACAGACCCUUCGUGUCCCCAGCCCGGGCACGGGGCCGUGAGCAUGUCUGUCCUCCUCCAGCAGGAACGUGCACUUCAUCCCUCCCCUUCUGAGGAGCUUGAGCUCUGCUGGGUGGGCUGUCACCUGUGCUAGCCACAGGCUGGAGCGCAGCCCACAGUAGCCCAACAGAGUCCUGUCUUGGGACAAAUAGCAUGUCAUCCCAGGCCACUUCAGUCGCUAGAAGUCACCCAAGUGCCUGACCCGGGAGGCCAGAUACUUCUUUGGGACGCUGAAAGACAUUUGGCUUCUCCUAGCCAGCUCCAGCUGGCUUGGGAGCUGGGCUGACAGUGUGGAAAGGCCAAGUGGCUCGUGUCAUCUUGUGAAGGACAAUUUUAGUCCUUGCCUCCCCCGGAAACCUCACCAGACCCUGCUGCCCACCAUUCCUGACCCAAGGACAUGUCUACCUGGGGACAGGCUGCCAUGAAGCCUGCCCUGCGUUGGAGGGAGCAUGCUUGGCCGGCAGCAUGUCCUGGUGACAAGGAUCUGCUUGGGAGGGGAAAGCCCUGUGUGUAAUUUGUUCCCUUGAGAAGGGAGGAGGAGGAGGAUCGGGUUUCUUUGCCCACCUUGAUCUCAGGAGAAAUGCUCUGUAGGAAGGUUCUGCCACGCAGACUAGAAACGCUGCUUCUUUCCAAUACUCUGCUGCUGUUGGGGUGCUUCAGCUGGGGAGGGCAGCGAAGGGGCAAAGGCCCUCGCAGGGAGGUGCUUUGCUGUCCCCUUGUCCUCGGCUCUGGCCUGGCACAGCUGUGGUUUUUUCUCUGGGAAGCCUGUGGACAGGUGGAGGGAGUCAGGGAAGGUGGUUCUCUUGCAGAGUUAUGAAGGCCUUGGAGGUCUGGAGGCUCUGACCUGGGCGGCAGGAAGGGGAACGGGCUGGAGGGGCAUGUCAGAGGCAGCUCUCUGGGAGCCCUGAGUCCUCCUUGGCCAGUGUCUGGGCAAUGAAGGCACCAAGCCCCUGGCAUCAGAGCGCUCUGCCUGGGGACGGUUGUCCCUUCUCUGUGUUGGUGGCUCACGAGUGGGUGGUGGCUCGCUCCUGGUUCUGGUGGUUGCCCCAUGAGAGCUUCAUGUGACCUGCUGAGCACCUCCAGGGUGCUCAGCAGCUGACAAGCCUCGCUGACAGAGGGGUUUUAGGAGAAACGUGUUGUUUUAAGGGCAUUUUUGUACAAAGCAACUGUUCUUUUGGUCUCUUGCAAAGCCCUCUUGGAGGACGCUUUAUUGUUUACAUUGACUCCUGUACAAUAUCUCAGCCAUCGCCUCCCCCCUCGCCCGCCCCGUCUCCGGCUGUACUGUAACGUGUGAGCCUUGCACAAACGGAUAGCGUGUGCGUGAAACUGGUUUUUACACUGCGUUCUGUUGCACUCGAUGGUAUGUGUGUGCGUGUGUGCGUGUGUCCGGUCUGCUUGAGAAGUUGUGACAUGUACAAAUCUCUCCCCUUUCGGCCCUUUCCUGGGGGGCACGGUCCCAGCGGGUGGCAGGAGGGUCAGGAGGUGACGCCGCUUCAGGCUCACUCGGAUGUUAGACGGGGCAGGGAUUAGCUCCGUGUCCCUCUGCCAGCAAAGGCCUGGUGGAACGUAUCCCACCCCAGCUCCGGCUGCUGCCGGGGGCCUCCUGGGAGGAGUGAGCUGUUGGGAAUGGGAACGGGCACUGGGGCGCUGCGUCUGCCUGGGGGCUCCGAGAGCCCCACAGCUCUCCCAGCCCGGCAGCAGGAGGAAGCCAUACCUGCCACAGGUCCCCUGCUCCCGUCGCAGCGUGUCCUGCCUUAAUCCAGUCCGAGCUCCACGCAACCCCCCACGCUUCUCCCUUCUCCCAAGGGCCCUUGCUGGCGUGGGGCAGAGGCAGGUGCUGGAGGGGUCCGGGCUGGGCAGAGGGCUCUGGGUCGCCCUCCGGCAGCGCUAACAGCCCGCCCGCCCUGCAGACAUCUCUUGGCACAGAAGAAGGUGCCAGUGCCUUUUAUUUUUCUUUUAUGGAGAUGUGACGUCCAUGCGCUGGUUUGUAGGGAUCAUCGCCCUGGGGCCGGGCAGCCCAAGCAUGAGCCCUCGGGGACGGCUGGCGGCGGAGUGGCAAACCGGGCAGGGGAGCGCUUCUGUCUGCCCCUCCUGGAUCUUCCUUGGUGGCUGGGAUCGUCCCCUUUCCCCCUAAAGACUUUAUGACCGAUGUGCUCAGCUGUUUUUAAAUGUGAACUUGUGCACUGAUGUGCAGAUUCAAUGUUCUUGUUACCGAAUGAGUAAAGUUUUAUUUUGAAGAUGA